AUUUUGAUGCCGUCUCUUCUAACACCUCCCCAGCGGAGAGGUGUCAUUAGGCGUUGUCUAGUUUGUAUAAGCUCCUCCUGUAUUCAGGCAAGUGUUUACUUUUUCAUCAGGUGAGGAAGGUAGACUUUAAGCAAAGAGAGAGUGAGGGAGACAUAACUGGUUUCUUGGGGACGUUCCUUUUAUUUUAACCCCAGGAUACAAAUAAGAACAGGGAGCCGACACUGGAGACCGCAACAACGAGAUGAGGAGGGGAUACGGGAUAAAUUAAGUCCCUCACGACCGAUCUGAAGUAACAACACUGAUAGCUACCACCGCAGUGGAAGCAGAACUAGGCGCCCUCUGACUGACUAGAUGAAAUCUGACCCGGGAUCCUCUCAUAUUAAUGAAUUUAAUUUUCUCACAACUGAAUGGACUUUCAUUAAACGGGAACUUCAAGUAUAAGCUAACAGUUGCAUAUGAUGCACGCGCUGGCGCGUAAUGGUACACCUAUAUGUAUACCUCUUCAAUCGCCUAUGGAUAUCGGAAGACAGAAGAUUUUGGUUUAGACUCCAUCAUUAUAUGUUUUGUGUUAAAGUUUAUUUUGUCUAAAUUAAAAAUGCUAAUUGGGAUUUUUUGCACUUUUUUAAAAGAAAAAAAAUGUUGAAGUAGCAUGAAUGAACAGACAAUUGUUAUCAGGAAUGUCCGUUUUCUGCCAGCUAAUGACAAAACUGCUCUCUAUUAAGGACGUAUAACAUUGGAUACCUGCGACUACAAUAUAAUUGAAACGCUUUUGAGACGAAGAAACUUCGAGAUACAUUUCUUAAAUGGACACGUUCUGGCAUUUUCCCGACGAACCUCCUACAGGGGUACAGUCGAAUUCACGAGGAAUAAUUUAAACAAACGGAUCACUCCCUGUUUUGAAAACUUAAAAAAUGAUGCCGAUGCCGUCGAGAUCAAAUAGCCUGUUCCUCCAUUUAUUUGCCUUUUGUCUCUAUGCACAGGUGACCAUUCAGUCCCCGCCUAAUUUUACGCAGCACGUGAAUGAGCAGUGCAAGUUUUCCGACCGGACCAGUCGUAGACUAAUUCGUACCUACCAGCUCUACAGCCGAACGAGUGGCAAGCACGUGCAAGUUCUUGGAAACAAGAAAAUCAAUGCCAUGGCUGAAGACGGGGAUGUACAUGCCAAACUGAUAGUGGAGACGGACACGUUUGGGAGCCGGGUUCGGAUAAGAGGGGCGGAGACUGGGUACUACGUCUGUAUGAACCACAGAGGGAAGCUGGUGGGCAAGAGCCGCGGCCGCGGGCGGGACUGCAUCUUCACGGAGAUCGUCCUGGAGAACAACUACACGGCGCUGCGCAGCGCGCGGCACGGCGGCUGGUACAUGGGCUUCACCCGCCGCGGGCGGCCCCGCAGCGGCACGCGCACCCGCCAGCACCAGCGCGAGGUGCACUUCAUGAAGCGGCCCACCAGGGGGCCGAGCGGCGGGGCCGCAAACGCCGCCGCCGCCAACGCCGCCGACCGCCGCCCCUUCGGGUUCGUGGCACACCCGUUCGGCCGGAGGACUAAACGCGUGCGCCGCUGGGGAGGGAGCUGAGGAAGGAUGGACGGGGUUGGGGGGGCGACAGAGGAUGGGGGGCGGGCGGAAGAAGAAGAAGCACAAGCGAAAAGAAAGAAACGGCUAAUGACCGGAUGGACCCUCUCAGCAACCUCUUCCACUAGUUUGUACUGGAAAUGACUGUACCUGAUAUCUAGGCUGUUUAAAAUCUAGAAAUGUACAAAAAAUAUAUAUAAAUAUAUAUAUAUUAAGGUGAGAAAACUGUCUAUUUUUGUACUUUUGACCAAAAAAGACUGACUUUUAUAAAGUUUUUUUUUUAUAAAUGUAAAGUGACGUAUGUGAAUGAGGCAGAAGUGCUGACGUUUAGCAGUGUGUUGGCUUUUCUGUCUUUUAUCUGUUUUUUUGUCGUUUUUUUGUGUCGUUCUUGAUGACUCAGUAUUUGCUACACCACAUCUGCUGCUCAAGGAGACGUGACAGGCCUGAGAGACUGCACUGACAGACUGUUCAGCUCAAACAGUACCGUGUUCAGUUCCAACAGUACAUGUGUUGAGCACAGGCAUCAGGUGUUCAGCUUCAGACAGUGCUGUGUUAAGCUCAGACACUGCUGUGCUCAGUUCAGCAGUGCUAUGUGUUCAGUUCUGUGCAAGUGUUUCACCGAUUGACAGGGAACCAGUGCCAUAGGAUGAACAAGCUCCUGGGCUUUGAGGAAACUCAUUGUUACUUCAUUGGUUUGCAGUACCGUAGAUGAAUUAGGGCAUUAUGCAUCCUGACCACAACCACUAAUUCACUUGCCAGUCCGUUACAAAUGUAAGAGGUGGUUAAAUUACACGACAUGACUUUGGCUGUCACUGAAUUCAUAAUAAUAAUAAUAAUAAUAAUAAUAAUAAUAAGAUCAUUUACAUAGCCUACAUUUUUGGGUUACAGGCCAAUGUCCUUAACCUCCAUGCCCAUAUUAUUUCUCAGUAAGGGCAAAGUGCAUUCUGACUAGACUGAAGAUAGGCCUUAAUCAAAGCAACACAGCUUUGAUCAUAUGUAAAUAUGGCAGCUAUCUGUAUUAUCAUCCUCAGUUUCCUACUGUUUUAACUGUAAAAUGGAGGUGUAAAUGUACAUGGUUUGACAUUUUAGGAAGUCUUUUUGUUUAGUUUUUUUUCUUUUGUGGCAUUUUGAGUGUUUUUUUU
This is a messenger RNA of Anguilla rostrata (American eel), 2713 nucleotides long. RefSeq names its product fibroblast growth factor 8-like. Gene Ontology annotation, biological process: positive regulation of cell population proliferation; neuron differentiation; fibroblast growth factor receptor signaling pathway. NCBI's taxonomy places the organism in Eukaryota, Metazoa, Chordata, Actinopteri, Anguilliformes, Anguillidae. The transcript has 5 exons. Gene Ontology annotation, cellular component: cytoplasm. Gene Ontology annotation, molecular function: fibroblast growth factor receptor binding; growth factor activity. The coding region runs from base 912 to 1574 and encodes 220 amino acids. The record is from RefSeq and is a predicted model, not a curated record.